Molecule: messenger RNA, 1503 nt
Organism: Auanema sp. JU1783
Lineage: Eukaryota; Metazoa; Nematoda; Chromadorea; Rhabditida; Rhabditidae
Source: the annotation of a GenBank genome assembly
AUGCUAUCCCGUAAUCUCAUAUCGAACCUAAGAGGCAUAGCUUCGAAAGCUGAAAAUCUCACUAUUAGAGCCGGAUUAGAUCUGAACCCUGGAAAAGUUGCAUUUGUAGAAGACACUAGGACAUAUUCAUAUGGCGAUUUCAUGAAUCGUACAGGUCAGUAUGUGAACAUCCUCAACAAUAAGUAUGGAAUUGGAAAAGGAGACCGUGUUCUAGCCAGAACAACGAAAUCCAUCGAUUCCGUGGCUCUGUAUAUAGCUUGUCUACGCUUGGGAGCUAUUUAUAUCCCUGUCAACCCAGCUUAUACACGUAAUGAAACUGCCCAUUACGUUAAGGAUUCGGCUCCAAAGCUGUUGGUCACAUGUGAUGAGGCAACUGAUCUAAUCUUCCGUGAGCAAAUUCCUAAUGUUAUUAGGGAGCAAGUGCUGGCUAAAGAAACUAGAAAUAAAAAACCUGAAAUGGAAGUAGAGAAUGUGGACUCUGACGACGUUGCUUGUGUAUGCUAUACCUCUGGCACCACAGGUUUACCAAAAGGAGCUAUGCUUACCCAUGGGUCGUUAUCAACAAAUGCUGAAGCAUUGGUUGAGAACUGGAGAUUCACUCAUGAUGACAAGUUAUUGCACACUUUACCGUUCUAUCAUGUUCAUGGAAUGUUCAUUUCACUCAACUGUUCUUUCUUUUCCCAUUCCACUGUUGUCUGGAGAGACAAAUUCAAUGUUGAUGAUGCUCUCAAAUGGAUGCCUCAUUGUACAGUAUUCAUGGGAGUCCCUACUUAUUAUACACGGUUACUGAAUCAUCCAAUGUUCACCACAUCCGCACAUCGUGCUAUAAGAUUGUUUGUCUCGGGUAGUGCUCCUCUCUCUCUCCCCAUGUGGGAACAAUUCCGGUCUACGACUGGUCAUACCAUUUUAGAACGAUACGGAAUGACGGAAGCUCAAGUUAUUUGUUCUAAUCUCUAUGAUGUAGACGGACGGAAGCCAGGGUCGGUUGGAAAGCCUUUGCGUGGAACCAAGCUUAGGAUUAACAGCACGGGUGGCAUAGAGAUACAAUCUGAUGCCUUAUUCGCCGGUUAUUGGAAGAAUCCAGAAAGAACAAAGAAAGAGUUCACUGAUGACGGGUACUUCAUUACUGGUGAUGUAGGUGAAUUUGAUAAUCAAGGUUUCAUUAAAAUCCUGGGUAGAAGUAAAGAUCUCGUUAUAACUGGAGGACUAAACGUGUAUCCAAAGGAAAUAGAAGAUGUCAUUGAUAAGUUGGAUGAAGUAGCUGAAAGUGCUAUCAUCGGAGUACCACACAAAGAGUUCGGGGAAGCCGUUGUCGCUGUGAUUGUCACUAAGAACCCGGUCGAUAGAGAGGCCUUUACUACUAAGGCCAUAACCCACCUUCGUGAACAACUAUCCGGCUAUAAGGUACCUAAGAAGGUUGUUUUCCUCCAAAGCUUACCUCGUAACUCCAUGGCUAAGGUGCAGAAAAAUGUGCUGCGAGAACAGUUCAAAGAUUCAUUCUAA